This is a messenger RNA of Coffea eugenioides, 951 nucleotides long. Its product is annotated as ethylene-responsive transcription factor ERF003-like. Gene Ontology annotation, biological process: regulation of DNA-templated transcription. The coding region runs from base 1 to 576 and encodes 191 amino acids. The record is from RefSeq and is a predicted model, not a curated record. The transcript has 2 exons. Gene Ontology annotation, molecular function: DNA binding; DNA-binding transcription factor activity. NCBI's taxonomy places the organism in Eukaryota, Viridiplantae, Streptophyta, Magnoliopsida, Gentianales, Rubiaceae.
AUGGCUCGACCUCAACAACGAUACCGGGGCGUUAGGCAGAGGCAUUGGGGAUCUUGGGUCUCCGAAAUUCGCCAUCCUAUAUUGAAGACCAGGAUAUGGUUAGGAACAUUUGAGACAGCGGAAGAUGCGGCAAGAGCGUACGAUGAAGCAGCGCGUCUAAUGUGCGGACCCAGAGCCAGAUCCAAUUUCCCUUACAACCCCAAUGCUCCUCAGACCUCGUCCUCAAAGCUCCUCUCUGCUACUUUGACCGCUAAAUUGCACAAGUGUUACAUGGCUUCCCUCCAAAUCACCAAACAACACCAGCAGCUCCACCUGCGCCAACAGACGACUGAUCACCACAAAAUUCAUUUCACUUCCAGUGCGGCGGUUGCUUCCGGUUCACCUAACUGCCACAACUUUAAUAUUGGUGGUGGAAAUAAUGAUCGUGAAAAGGGUGUCUUGUCUUCGGGGUCCGGAGUGGCGCAGCAGGAGGCGUCGGCGGACCACCAGUUCGUUAAGCAACUUGAAGAAGAUGAUCACAUAGAACAAAUGAUUCAAGAACUGCUGGACUACGAGUCCUCCUUGGAGCUCUGCUAGAUCUCACAAAUUAACUCUCACCUCCUCCAGGUGCCGCUGCUACCGAAAUUUGAAAGCAUUCCGCCGACUAGUCUCUAGUUUGCUGCCUCAUUUUUUGUUGUUAACCCUUCCCGUCCGGGCUUCCCCCAUCCAUUUUGAUCAUUCAAUUUUUUUUCCAUGCACAUUAUUAAUUAAUUAAUUAGGCACUUCGUACGCACGCUAGCUCAUUUAGCUAGGAGCUCCUCCCUCCAUCAACCACCAUCAUCUCAGCUUUCCUAGAAUCCCAGUUCCAAAGCCCGUGUCCGCGUGGUAGUGUAAAAAUGUAUUGGAGAGGGAGGAUACGUCCAAUCCUUAUCCUGGCUAUCAUGGUUGUACAGUACUUUGCCAUGCUAAUGA